GCUCUGGUCGCGACAGCACGUGCGCUCACUCGCAGCGCCUGUUCGCAUCCUUACGUACCCAACUUCUAGUCGGUCGGUGUCUUAACAGUAACGGGGCCCUGUGUGUCUUGUGUCUUGGCUUGGUGUGCAGAGAUACGGUCGAAAGGUGACGUGUUGGAAGCGAAUGUCUGCUUCCAUAGCUCGGUGGUACAGGAAACGGUGCAGUCUAGUGAUCUUGGGUGAUUGGUUCGUUUUUUUUUGGUGAAGGGUGGUGGACGACACCGUGGACCAUUGUGUGGCGAAAAACGCCGGGUCUAGGGGCGGUGUGUAGUGAAUUUUUGGUAAAACAUAACCACAAAGUUGCACCCAGUGUCAGUACAACAGUAAAGUACAGCACCGGUUUAGAGCUGCUGGAAUUAUUGGUGGACAGGUGCAGGUUGCUCUCUAAAUACCUUUUGAUAAGAUAUUGAUAUUGAAUACGUGCCCAGAAGUAGAAACCAAAGUGUAGUGAGUGUUUUACGAGUUCUUCACUGUAGAAUAUAGUGCAAUUAGGGUAAACAAAAUCAUAAGGAAAAAAGGGAAAAAACACCAUAGCGUGCACAUUUGAAUGACGUAAGCCGAUAACGCAGUAAGACCCUCAAAUUGUAUCGAACGUACAAUCAAUUCUUCAUUCAACCGAUCAUCAAACAUCACAAGUUCCUCGAAUCUAAACCACAUACUCGGACGGUAUCAAAUCAAGGCUCUAGGGCGUUUUUGACGUCGGAAAUUCACAGGUCUCCGUCCAUUUUAAGUUUUUGAUCUUCAGCACAUAAACACAUCAAACGGCUCCAGCCAUGUGGAGCACGUGUAGGGGUCCUUACCAGAUGUGGGCCCAUCGAAUUAUUCUGAUUGCGCUAUGCUACCUGAUCCAAUUAGCUACACCGACAAAUGAAAUAUGGCCGGUAGAACGUCCCGAUGGAAUGCCCUCAAUAACAGCACUGGAGGUGAUGUGCGGUAAGGAUCACAUGGAUGUUCAUCUGUCCUUUUCGGCACCAUUCGAAGGGAUCGUCAGUUCCAAAGGCCAACAUAGCGAUCCCAGAUGCAUUUAUGUGCCACCGUCGACGGGGAAGACGUUCUUUACGUUUCGCAUCUCGUACUCGCGCUGCGGCACCAAACCCGACCUAAAUGGGCAGUUCUACGAAAACACUGUGGUGGUGCAGUACGACAAGGAUCUGCUAGAGGUGUGGGACGAAGCGAAACGAUUGCGUUGCGAAUGGUUUAACGAUUACGAGAAGACCGCUUCUAAACCGCCGAUGGUAAUUGCUGAUUUGGAUGUUAUACAGCUCGACUUCCGAGGUGACAAUGUGGAUUGUUGGAUGGAGAUUCAGCAGGGUAAGGGACCUUGGGCACCGGCAGUGAGUGGUAUCGUACCGCUCGGUUCCACCAUGACGUUGGUAGUGGCGAUAAAUGACUUCCGCGGGGAGUUCGAUAUGCGCGUCAAGUCUUGUGUCGCAUCGGACGGUGCCGGGCAUGUGAUAAAGCUAUCGGAUGAGUAUGGCUGUGUGCUGCGGCCGAAGAUGAUUUCCCGCUUUUUGAAGGCACGCGCACCAGACGAUAAGGCGUCGGUCAUUACGUACGCGUUCUUCCAUGCGUUCAAGUUCCCGGAUGCGCUCAGUGUGCACAUCAAGUGUAAGGUGGAAAUUUGCCGACACGGUUGUCUGGAUCAUUGCCAGCAUAGUGGUGGACCGAUUGGUGUUGGUGGACCGAGUGUACCGAGCGGUUCGAAGCAGCACGAUCUGCUGGAGCGCAAGGAUACGCUGGUGAAUCAGAACAGCAACGACAUACUGGCGGGUGACUCGACGGAGGAUUUGGAUUCGGGUAUGAAUGGGCAGGAUGUGUACUACGAUGACAUUAUCCACACGGAGAAACAUCUUAACCAGUACAAGAAACCGAUGCCGAAUCAGCCACCGAAGAAGAAGGAUAGCUAUCUCCAGUAUCACCAUCACAGUCGUGAACCGAUGGACGAUAUUGAGUCACUGUUUCUGAGCGACCAUUCUGCAAUGUCUGCCGACAUGAUGAAGAAACAAUCGCAGGGACCACCGGGACCGGUUGGUAUGGCGGGGAUGCCCGGUAUGGGGAUGGGUCCGGGCAAGUAUCCACCCCAGCCAUUGCAGCAGAUGGGCCAGAAACCGAUGCCCGGUCCCGGUACGCCGAUGGAUGACGAUAAGUUCCCGCACGGACCGCGCCAGAUGGAUGCGGAGAAGCGGAUGGGUCUGCCGGCGGUGGCUGGUCCGCGCGCACUCAACCUGGACGCGGACGACGUCCAGAACCAGAGCUACAAUCAGGCGGCUGGGGGACGUGUGCGCCAACGGCGCUCGGUACGCGUCACCGAUCGGAAGGCCCGCUCUGCGGACAUCGGUGUGAGCGGUAUCUACGAGGUUAUCUCCGAGGCGGAUCUAGCAUUCAAUCCGGAUAGUAAGCAGGAAGCGGUAACCGUGUUUCAGGGCAAGAUUACUGAGGAGGUCGUGUACGGCAUCUGUAUGCCGGUGCCCGGCUUUAGCAUUCUCUUCAUACUGGUCAUAUCGGCGACGAUCAUCUCGGCGCUGAUUGCCGGCUCGCUGCUGUACAGAUACCAGCUGCAGAAGGAAAUGAUUGCGAACCGAACGCAAAGCCACGCGGCACCAAUGAACUCGAUCGCCACGUGGAUGACGUUACGUCUCUUCCGGUCCCGGCACAAUGGUCCGGUUGUGGGUGGUGCCGCCGUACGUCCGAUGGACCUGAACGCCAGUAACCAGUAGGUUGAGGGCAUACACACAGACACACACACACAUACACAUGCAAACACAGUCCGUAGUCUCUCUAUGCAAAAAAAAAACACAGUAAGAUCUUAUUGAGCGUUUGUGUAAGGUUUAGUUGUUUUUUUUCUCUCUCCUUUAAUCGCGUAUAAUACGCGAGAGCUGAUCGUAGUCGAUCGAAUAAGCUUUUUUUUCCUCAUUUCACCUUCCACUCAUACACACUCACAUUCACUCAUACAUACAUUUCACACACACACAUACACACACAAACUCCUUUCAUCUUUCUCAUCUUCUCGGGUUUAUUGCAAUAUUUAUUAAUCAAUAAUUUACUGUUCGAGAAGGAGAAAACCAUUGACCGAUGGGGAGGGUUGUUUGUUUUUUUUUUUUUUGAUAGGGAAUAGAGUGCCGAAGAAAGCAUAUUAAGCAUAUCGUUACAGCUGCAGCGCCUUCCGUUCCAAGCAGCAUCCUUUGUUUUGUUCUCUUAAGCCCUGGGGUGUGGUAGUUAAAUUACUUUUUUUUUUUUUGGUGUGCGUGUUUUCUAGUAUCUCGAAUGAAAUGGUUCACCGUUACGAUGAUGCUAUCAUCCCGUGUCGGUGAUUAUCGUAAUAUUUAAUCAAACGACUUAUAAACUCGUCAGACUACUUCGCUAAUGUUAUACUACACUAUAGUUAUCGUGCGGUUUCCAUGCAUGCAGGGCAACAACAACAAAAAAAAAACCGAAGCGUAACCCGUCUUGUGACACUAACAAAGAUUAAACUAAAAAUCCGUUUUAGAGUUUAUUUAUUUAAUCUAAACCGCGUAGGGAAAUGUAAGUAAGCCUUUUCGACGAAACCGUUAAAAAACAAAAACAAAAAAAAACCCCUAGCGAGCCAAGUAGCCGGAAAACGGAUGUCGCUAGCGCCACGUGCUCUAGCGCUCUGGCCCACGUGGCACUGAAGGAGUGUAGACUGACAUCGAAUCUUGGUAAAUUAGGGACGGUUAGUUGCAGUUAGUACACGAUCCAUUAGCGGAUCGCGGGUAGAAACACAGUAUCAGUAGCAGGAUGGUAGGAUGUAAUUUGCCGUAACAAUGGCAGCAAACGAAAUUAUGCUCAACUUAGUAUUGUUUUGUUUAUAUAGUGGCACGUGUGCGAAACCACGUGCCGAUGCAGGUAUUUAUUUAUUGCGAAUUGCUCCGCUAGUUGAUACUCCUCCGUGCAAUGUUUAUACCUGUUGAUUUGAUAUUUGAUGAAGCAUGUAUAUCGAAAUUGUAUUGUAUAUGCUUUGAAAGCUUAGUGUACCGUUCGAUUAUCAACUGGUGGAACAAAUAAAACACACUAUUAUUUACAUA
Molecule: messenger RNA, 4082 nt
Organism: Anopheles funestus (African malaria mosquito)
Lineage: Eukaryota; Metazoa; Arthropoda; Insecta; Diptera; Culicidae
Gene: m
Exons: 5
Coding region: 813-2756 (647 amino acids)
Source: RefSeq, a predicted model, not a curated record